This is a messenger RNA of Botrytis byssoidea, 1035 nucleotides long. RefSeq lists its product as uncharacterized. Bases 1 to 1035 code for a protein of 344 amino acids. NCBI's taxonomy places the organism in Eukaryota, Fungi, Ascomycota, Leotiomycetes, Helotiales, Sclerotiniaceae. The record is from RefSeq and is a predicted model, not a curated record. The transcript has a single exon.
AUGUUUCGCAAUUAUCACAGCAAGUUUGUGGAGGAAAGUGAGAGAUUAACCAGAUCCAACUCGGCGGCGGGGCAAGAAUCUCGAGAUGCUCCUGGGGAAAUCUCUAGACAAGUAGCAAGUCGAACAUCCAGACGAAUGCCCAGCAUGGAGAAGUUGGAGGCUCCCGCUGUUGAUUUUCGACGAUCGCCAGAACCAGAAUCGCGGCGUGGGUCACGAGAACCACGACGAAUUUCCAGUAGGGAUAAGAUGCAAGAUUUCGUUUUAGUUCCUACCAGAACAGAAAGACACAAAUCAAGUCAAAGAUCGAGACGAGCUCCGAGUAUGGAGCGAAUGCAAGUCUCCGCUCAUUCUUCCGAUUAUCCAAGAGCAGUCUUGAGAUCCGUACCUAGACCCGUCUUUCCCAUCGUUGCUUCUUCCAAACCACCCAAUAUAUCGACCUCAAGCGUAUCAAGUUCGAUGAGAAUGUCAGCCGAUGAUCUAGAAGGUAGCGAAUACCUAGAACCAACAUUGGCGGAAAGUACUUUUGCGCGACAGAGUGUUUCUAGCAGAGUUCGCAAACCUGGUUAUGGUACUGUUAGUGCGUCGUCGAAGCCAUGGGGCAAUGCCGCGAAUUUUAUGGAAUGGGGAAAUGUUGCACAAUAUAUGGGGUUGAAAGGCGGACGCAGUGGAGCGGAGAACAAGAAGCUUGUAACGAAACAACCUGGCACGAAUCGUGCUCCUGUCUACAGACCACAGCGUUUAGAGAGGGAUGUAUUCGCAUUCAAAGCUCCAUUGGCAGCGAAGGAACAACAGCUGCGAGAGCGUGUUACGAGAAAGUCUAGGGAGGAGGAGGGGAGGGAGAGACGCGAGACAGAGGCUGAGGAUGCCGCGAUGGAUGAUGUGGAGUUUGGGCCAACAAUCCCACCUUGGAUUCCGAAGUAUCAAUCUUCCUUUGCCAACCGCAAGGGAUUCUCUUCUCCAAGUGGAAGUGGAAGAUUCCCAGCUAGAGGGGAGAAUUCGCGAAGAUUGAACAAAAGCGAAGAGGAUGAUUUAUAG